AAACUAUUUUUCAUCCGGAAAAAGACUUUAACCGAUAAUCAAACCUGCGAAAAAAGGCAAAAUGGCUAACACAUUCGUUACCCUCUCCUCGUGGAAUAAAAGAAUGAUGGUAGGAGAGGAAUUUGCCUUAGAGGUUAAGUGUAAUAAACCUAAUGAAAAAACUGGGUACUCAAUAAAUUUUCAACAAAGCAAAGACCAAAAGGACGGCAUCAUUUUCCAUUUCAACCCAAGGGCUGAAUCAUCGCAAGUUGUCUUGAAUACGUUGGCAAACAACAAAGCAUGGGGUAUCGAGACUAAUAUUCUGGAUGACAACGUUGGAGAGAUUCAUUACGCGAGCUCAUUCAAGUUGAAACUUAAACCGAUCACGGAGACAACAGUUCAUGUGUAUGUCAAUGAUAAGUUCAAAACCGAAUACGAAUGCCAAGGAAAGAAAAUUACCGACGCCAACUACUUAAUUUUUUCGCCUUUUGUUUCAAUUCAUCCAAUAUAAAAAUAAAAAGGACAACCUCUGAACAUUUUGAUAAAAUUGUAAAAUAAAUUUGCUUUUGA
This is a messenger RNA of Mytilus trossulus (common blue mussel), 549 nucleotides long. RefSeq lists its product as uncharacterized. NCBI's taxonomy places the organism in Eukaryota, Metazoa, Mollusca, Bivalvia, Mytilida, Mytilidae. Gene Ontology annotation, molecular function: carbohydrate binding. The transcript has 4 exons. The coding region runs from base 62 to 490 and encodes 142 amino acids. The record is from RefSeq and is a predicted model, not a curated record.